AUGGCGCCUGCCGUUCUGACUCAGCGCCCAAGGAUACUCUGUCUGGACGCCUACGACUCUUUUUCCAACAACAUUGUCGCGCUGGUCGAGCAGAAUGUAGACGCGGAAAUCAUCAAAAUCUUCAUCGAUGAUCCUGUUCUUGCGAAGCCAUCAGCCUCUGGGGAGUUCACAGCGUUUACGGACUAUUUGAAGAGCUUUGAUGCCGUCAUUGCAGGGCCGGGACCUGGCUGGGCGAAAUGUGACGAAGAUGUUGGUCUAAUGAAAGAACUCUGGAAACUUCGGGAUGAGCAGAUCAUUCCAGUGCUCGGUAUAUGUCUUGGAUUCCAGUCGCUAUGCCUUGCAUUUGGAGCCGAUAUUGAACGGCUCGCGGAACCAAAGCACGGUAUCAUAACGGCCGUCCUACACAAGAGCCAGUCAAUAUUCCGCGGUGUGGAGAGUCUUUUAGCAACGCAGUACCACUCUUUGCAAGUCAAACUCGAUCACCCCAUACAGAACAAGCGCGCUGUACGGUAUCCUGCACAGCUUUGGGAACCCACCGAGACCUGCCCUCAGUUGGAGCCGUUGGCGUGGGAUUUUGAUAGCGAUCUCAACGGUGCCGUUCUCAUGGGCAUCAAACAUUUGCAGAAGCCGUUCUGGGGAGUUCAAUUUCAUCCAGAGUCGAUAUGUACAAACGACGAGGGCAAGCGCAUCAUCCGGAAUUGGUGGGAGGACGCCCAAGCCUGGAACCGGAAGCGCAUGUUCAGGAACGUCCCCAAGCAUAGUCUGACAUCCAACGUGCCGUCUUUGCCGAUGACUGCUGAGGAUUUCCGACGAGAAUUGGGGAUCUACGGCACAAAGAAACAGAGCAAACGCUCUUAUACCGAUUUCGUCGCAAAGCUUGAUAGCGACACUAUCACACCGUUCGAGCUGGCCUCGCUCAUUGCGCAUGGGGACGGGCAGUCACUACCGGAUCUACCACCGAGCACUGUGCAUUGUGCGACCACGGGAAGUGGACGACUUACCGUUGCGGAUGCUUGUGAGCUCUUCGAGUUAUCAAGAGGCGAAGCCAUAGUGUUAGAAUCGGGACUGCAAUCGAACCUCGUACCAAUGGCUGUGGGAACAGGCAGGUACAGCAUUAUUGGUGUCGUCAUCCCAGAAGAGACUCUGCGCCUACAUUACUACGCUGGCACCCGCAGAAUGGAGCUCAGGGAUGGUAAAGACAAAGUACAUACAGACUGGACCGUGGCCGACCCUUGGCCCUACGUACGAGAAGUCAUGAAGAGUCUCCAGCCCUCGACUCCGCCACAGGGUUCAACAUGGGCUCCUUUCUGGGGAGGUCUGAUGGGAUAUGCAUCUUACGAGGCUGGUCUAGAAACAAUUGACGUCAACGGCCACGAAGAAGCCUCAUAUCCAGACAUCUGCUUCGCCUACAUAACAAGGAGUAUUGUCUUUGACCACCAGAUCAAAAAGAUCUACGUUCAAAGUAUUCGCGGUCCCUGUGACCAAGAUUGGGUCAUCAACACAAUAGAGAGACUGUAUGAGCAUGCAGGCUUCAAAUCACGAGAGACCACCCCGAAUUCUGCCGCAAUGAGGCAGGUCGAUCCUUUCGAGACGCAUGGCACCAUGCACCAGUAUAUUGAGUCAUGCCAUCAGCUCACCGCUGGCGAAGACGACUACUGCGAUAAAGUCAGAGCCUGCAAAGACUCGAUAGCAGACGGCCAGAGCUACGAGCUGUGUCUGACGACUCGCAACGAGGUUCGCGCUCGCAAGCCUACAGCGUGCAGAAUAUCCCACUCCGAGGAUAAUGAACACUCCUGGAACCUCUACAAACGCCUAACUGGUCAAAAUCCCGCGCCAUUCAGCGCCUACAUGAGGAUGCACAAUGUACAUUUACUGUGCUCCUCGCCAGAGCGGUACAUAAGCUGGGACCGAUCGCAAACUGCGCAAUGCCGGCCGAUCAAAGGAACAGUGCAGAAGAAACCUGGUGUAACUGCCGAGAUGGCCCAUGACAUCCUCUCAUCGUCUAAGGAACGCGCAGAAAAUCUCAUGAUUGUCGAUCUUACCCGCCAUCAACUUCACGGUGUCUACGGCUCCGAAAAUGUCCGAGUGAGCCAGCUCAUGGAAGUGGAAGAAUACGAAACACUGUGGCAACUAGUAUCAGUCGUCGAUGCAGUACCCAGCGGAAUCUACAAGCCUACCACCCCGGAAGAUUGGGAAGACCCUGUGGAGUACGCUUCCAAAAAGCCAACGAAACAUUCUGUUCCAUACCUAGGGUUCGACGCAUUCGUUGAGAGUCUACCACCAGGAAGUAUGACUGGGGCGCCCAAGAAACGCUCAUGCGAAAUCCUUCAAAAUGUGGAGAGCGGCGUGAGACGAGGCAUAUACUCAGGUGUUCUCGGAUACCUUGACGUCGGAGGAGGCGGCGACUUCAACGUUGUCAUUCGUACCGCUAUCAAGAUCGACGACGAUCAGGAUGAGGACAAGGAAGACGUCUGGCGCAUCGGUGCUGGCGGGGCAGUCACAAGUCAGAGCACUCCACAAGGCGAAUUUGAGGAGAUGAUCGCCAAGUUCGGCAGCACGAACAGAGCUUUCAUGCCAUUGCCACCACCAAAGCCAAAGACAAAGGGCAGAAGGGUUGAGAUCAUCGAGCCUGAUGACCCUGAAUUUGCGGAGCUGUUGGCGAGCAUGAGGGGUGGAGAGGAAUUGACGCUCGACGAUGCGCAGCUUAUGUUGAGGGCUGUGGAACGCGAGCUCAGAAGACGGAAUGCUGCAGGUGAUACGGCAGGCUUUAUUCCAGAUGGAGAAUGA
This is a messenger RNA of Alternaria ethzedia, 2787 nucleotides long. RefSeq lists its product as uncharacterized. The record is from RefSeq and is a predicted model, not a curated record. Bases 1 to 2787 code for a protein of 928 amino acids. The transcript has a single exon. Lineage: Eukaryota; Fungi; Ascomycota; Dothideomycetes; Pleosporales; Pleosporaceae. Gene Ontology annotation, biological process: L-tryptophan biosynthetic process.